GUAUAGACAGACACACAAGCUUCAGCUCUUCUUUUCUGGAGACAUGUCGCCGGAAAAUCUUUCCGUCGGUCACUCUGUGUAACCGCAGGCGAAUGUAAAACGGCGUCGUAAAGGCUGUGGAUUGUUGGAGACGGUAGAGUGGUGAAAGAGCUUGACGGAUUUCAAGGAGGCCAUUGCGAUUGUCGAGUGAGCUGAGUCAGUGAGUCCGCUUUGAUCAAAAGUACGAGUUGGAUUCGCGAGCGAGAAAAUGGGGACAUUUUAGAUCACAACGUGAUGACGGGGAACCUGAUUUUGGCCAAAAUGUCUUUCCAGAACAAUAGCUUUUGGAUGGCACAGGAUGCAGGGUGUGUAACUGAUGGAGAUAUGGGUUAUAAUACUUCCUCAAGAAUAGAACUGAAACGUUCUCUUGUAGAUGCUUCUGAACCUGAAUUAUUCUGCAACAAGAAGCAAGCAAUAGAAGCUAUUGACAGCGGACCAAUGUCAGGAAUUUCUAAUGUGAAUGUUUCUCUAUGGGAGAAAACUUCCAAUUUUCAAACAUUUCCAGCGCAGUUUACCAACCACCUAUUUGGAUCUGAGCCUAUAAGGAAUUUCAAUCCUGUUGGUAGGAACAUUUCAUCUCUUGGUACUGGAAAUUUGAAUCUGGAAAGAAAGGGUUUUGAGAAUCAAUUUGGGAAUGAGUCCUCGAUUGGCUUAUCUCUAUGGAAUACUAAGAAAGAUCCCUCUUCAUGUCUCAAUUAUGCUGGAAUUGGAGAAGUUAAAGUCAAUCAUGUCGGGUAUUACAACAAUGAGAUGCAUGUACCAAUGGGACACCCCUAUACCAGAGUGGAUAACAACAAUGAGAUGCAUGUACCAAUGGGACACCCCUAUACCAGAGGGGAUACCAAUACAAUUUCAGUGGACACCACCUAUAAUAGGAGUGCUUACAACAUAUCUUCUGGCCCAACUUAUUAUAACGGCGAUGAGAGUACCAUUUCAACGGGCCCCGCCUUUACUAAAGCAGGCGACAAUUUCAUUUCUACGGGUCAUGCUUUCAACAAUAGAGAUGGCAAUUUCAUGUUGAUGGAUCAUAAUUAUAACAAGGGAAGCAACAGUGUCUUAGCAAUGGUUCAGCCCUUUGACAAGAGAGACGGCAAUUUUAUAUCUACAGGUCAGCGCCAUGAGAAGCGACAUGACAAUAUCACAUCAACCGGUCCUGCUCAUAGCAAGGGUGAUGAGAAUUUCAUUUUGAUGGGACCAUCCAAUAAUAAAGAUGAUGAAAAUUUCAUUUCAUUGGGUCCCUCUUAUGCAAAGGGGAACAAUAAUGUCAUUUCAAUGGGUCCAAUCCCUGACGGGGAUUCCAACAUGCUUUUGGGUCAGAAUUACAACGAGGGUGAGAGCGGUACAAUGUCUUUUGGUGGCUUUCAGGAUCAACCUGGGAGAAAUCCUGCAGUAAGGAUCAUUAACAGCUGUGACUUGUUGCCGAGCCAAGCUUCAGCUCAAACUUCUGAAGCAGCAGGACAUAAAGUUUCUGUUGAGUGCAAUGAUGAUCCAAUUGCAAGUGUUACUCCAGCAGCUAUUUCUCGGAAAAACACCAUCUCCAAGAAUAAGGAGAAAAAGAUGCCUAAAAAGGUACCUUCAAACAACUUCCCUUCGAAUGUCAAAAGCCUACUAUCAACCGGUAUGUUUGAUGGAGUUCCUGUGAAGUACGUUUCCUGGUCACGGGAGAAGAAUGUUGUAGGAGUUAUAAAGGGGAAUAGUUAUUUGUGUGGCUGCCGUGAUUGCAAGUACUCCAAGGCUCUCAAUGCUUUUGAGUUCGAGGGUCAUGCUGGUUGCAAGACCAAACACCCGAAUAACCGCGUGUACUUCGAGAAUGGAAAGACCAUCUACCAAGUGGUUCAAGAACUGAAGAAUACUCCUCAGGACAAGUUAUUUGAAGUAAUUCAAAACGUGACCGGAUCUCCUAUCAAUCAGAAGAAUUUCAAUAUCUGGCAAGCAUCAUUUAAAGCUGCAACCCGUGAACUUCAGCGUAUUUUUGGAAAGGAUGAAGUGAAGACACCGGCUUGAUAACAGAAUCGCCUACUAAUCUGCUAGGUUGGUCAAUACCUGGAAAGGGCAUAGCUAUGAUAUUUCAUUAUUGAAAAUUUUAAGUUUGCCGUUCUAGAUAGUUUGGCAAAGGAUUGUUAUUGUUACUUUAGCUUUAAUCUUUUCAAUAAGACCUUAAUUUUAUUCUGGUUUUUGGACAAAA
Cornus florida is the source of this 2224-nucleotide messenger RNA. RefSeq lists its product as uncharacterized. The transcript has 7 exons. Lineage: Eukaryota; Viridiplantae; Streptophyta; Magnoliopsida; Cornales; Cornaceae. The record is from RefSeq and is a predicted model, not a curated record. The coding region runs from base 274 to 2043 and encodes 589 amino acids.